AGUCGAUAUGUAUCUUUCAUAUUGGGGGCAUAUACUCUCGGAAGGAAACUCAUAUUCGAUCUCCCCCUUUGAAUGAAUAAUUAACCCCAACUCACCAACCCCUCAAAUAUCUCGUACGCAUCCUUUCAACUUUCUGAAAAUCAGAACGGUAUAGAAACAGAAAUAUUGUAUCGUGAGCAAUUUGAUUCAACUGUUAUUCAGGUAAUCAUAAUGGAUGAGACAGAUAACAAUGAUGAUUUUACCUUUUGUCAGGUUAGUGACCCGAACAAAAAUGCACCGAAAAGCCUUCCAGAUGUCAGCAGUAUGAGUAUAAAUGAUGAAAAGAAGAGUAGUGGUACCAUUUGGGGUGACAAUUUUAAAAGUAAUGUUGAGUCGGAAAAGCAGGAAAAGGUUGGAUCCUUAACUUUUAAGGUUAUUGAUGCAUCGUCCCAGAAAAGGUCUGCGGACGCUUCUAGAAAUGCACCCUCAGAUGUUGGAAGUUCAGUUAGUAAUUCACAGGGAACCAAAAAUGUUGUUAAGAAGCCAGCGUCUCGGGCUAAGGUUCCUUUUCAAAUUGGGUAUAGUCAUAUGGAUUGGCUUAAGCUUACUCGGACGCAUCCUGAUCUAGCAGGAUUGAAAGGACAAUCAAACAAGAGAAUGAUACCGUUAAGUGAGGUCAAACAACACAAUACAGCAGACUCAAUGUGGACCGUUCUCAAAGGUCGUGUCUACAACAUCACUCCAUACAUGAAGUUUCAUCCUGGAGGUGUAGAUAUGUUAAUGAAGGCGGUUGGAAAAGAUUGUACAGCUCUAUUCAAUAAAUACCAUGCUUGGGUGAAUGCUGAGUUUAUGUUGGAGAAGUGCCUUGUUGGUAUUUUAGAAGAAAGCCGGCAGUAGUCUUUGGAUCGUUUUCCACAAAGCACAAGAGAUUCUACCACACAAGAUGGUGAUAUUUGAAAAAUAAUGUCAUAGUUAUCGACAUGCCCUGAGCUAGAAGUUGUACAUUAUUGAAAUCUGCUUACAUGGGAAUACAGAUAUAUGAUUUUUUGACGAUUGGGUUUUUUAUUAAAUUAAAGCCUUAAAAUUCAUUGGGCUUCCCACAUGA
This is a messenger RNA of Erigeron canadensis, 1084 nucleotides long. RefSeq names its product cytochrome b5 domain-containing protein RLF. The record is from RefSeq and is a predicted model, not a curated record. Lineage: Eukaryota; Viridiplantae; Streptophyta; Magnoliopsida; Asterales; Asteraceae. The transcript is spliced from 6 exons. Gene Ontology annotation, molecular function: heme binding. The coding region runs from base 211 to 876 and encodes 221 amino acids.